GCAAGGAGGAGAGGACCCGCCCAUCCGUGUGAGAGCAGCAGUGUGUGAGCAGGACGUUCUCACAAAGCACAACAACACGUCUGGAGCUCCGCAGCAACUACUUUCCACUGCAGGAUUACAACUUUUCAUUUGGUCGCGCUCAGGGUGAACCCAGGAGGCAAAUAACAUCAGAAGAAGGAAUCAAAAAGUCUAAUCUGAGCGUCUUCAGGCGGCGGAAGGAUGCAAACUGCCGCUGCGCCCAGUGCUGUGGCGCCCCCUGCUGUGUGACGGAGGGACAGGACGAGGCCGCGAUGGGCACCGUGGUGGAGGAGGGCAUGAACGUGGUCAUCGUGGGCCACUACAACCACUCGGGCAAGUGGGAGCGGCCCCGCAGCGGCGGCGCCUGCAAGAUGGCGGUGCUGCUCUUCAUCUGCGUGCUCAUCGUGUUGGAGAACGUGACGGUGCUGCUCGCCCUCUGGAGGAACAAGCGCUUCCACAGCCGCAUGUACUUCCUCAUCGGGAACCUGGCGCUGUCCGACCUGCUGGCCGGCGUGGCCUACGUGGUGAACAUCUUCACCUCAGGAAGGAACACCUUCUUCCUGACUCCGGCGCAGUGGCUGGUGAGGGAGGGGAGCAUGUUCGUGGCGCUCAACGCCUCCACUUUCAGCCUGCUGGCCAUCGGCAUCGAGAGGCACAUGACCAUGGUGCGCCUGCGCCCGUGCGAGACGGCGAGCAGGGGGAGGCUCCUGGGCCUGCUGGUGGCAUGCUGGUUGGUGUCGGUGCUCCUGGGCGCCUUGCCCAGCCUCGGGUGGAACUGCUUGGACAGCAUGAACUCCUGCUCCACCGUGCUGCCUCUCUACGCCAAGAGCUACGUCGCCUUCUGCAUCAGCGUCUUCAGCGCCCUGCUGGUGGCCAUCGUCAUCCUCUACAUCAGGAUCUACCGCCUGGUGACCUCCAGCGGACGUCGGGUGAGCAGCAGACCGUCGGAGUGCUCCCUGGCUUUGCUGAGGACGGUGGUGAUUGUCCUCGGGGUGUUCCUGGUGUGCUGGGCGCCGCUCUUCCUGCUGCUGCUGCUGGACGUGGGCUGCGGCCCCGCCAGGUGCCCCAUCCUCUACCAGGUGGACUGGUUCAUCGCCCUGGCGGUGCUCAACUCGGCCCUCAACCCUCUCAUAUACACGCUCUCCAGCAGGGAGAUGAGGGCCGCCUUUUUCCGCCUGCUGUGCUGCUGUCAGAGCGGCAUGGAGCCCGCCGGGACGCCCGUGGCGGGUAACCGGCACCCGGGCGCCGCCGCGCCAACCGCGGAGAACAGCAAGAGCAGCGUGGCGGGAGGAGGGGGCAGCGGGGCGGGGAAGAGAUCCAUGCCUGUCAACUCGGACGUGAAGCACGGAGAUCCUUCCGCCACUGCCUUGCCUCACCCCGCUGGACCUGCUGACCUGCUGUCGGCGGUACUGGUGAAGGCGGGGGCGCUCAGCAAGUUCUGAGAGGGGCGGAGCUCGAUAGGCGCCACACUAGUAGGUACACCCCGACAACGGAAACAUUAUUAUCUAGAAUAACCCUAGCACAACGCCGUACCGGGCCCCGAUGCAAGUGGUCUGUAACGGCAAACGUGAGUGUUUCUGCUACUUUAUUUCAUGUAGAAGUCCUCGUCCAGCACCAUCACACCACCGACAAACACUUCCCAUGCCUGGGGGACGUAACGCCACUCUUGACACAUCAAAACAUACAUUCUUUUAUCCAAUAAAGCUAAAAAAAACAAAAACAAACUUCAUUAAAAGGCCCAUAAAAUGAAUGAUACUCCCCAGACCUGCAAAAUGGUUUGUCUUUGUGCCAGCCAGGGGUGUCCAAACUUUUGGUAUUUUGUAAAGCAACACAUAAUAGAUAGAUAUGCUAAGAAGUUAUUAUUAUAAUAUUAUUAUUAUUAUAAUAAUAUUAUUAUUGUUUAUUUCAUGAAAAACCUACGUUUCAGCUUUGUCAAAUAGGCGAAAAAACCCACAUUAUUCAUAUCAACUUCACUCUUUGCUCUUUUCUUCUCAUUUUUGCUUGUUUUUUUUUACCCAAAAAUAUUUAAACUUUCUUCUUAAAUAAUUUUUGGAAAUAUAUUUUUUGUAAUAUUUUGACUUUAUUCCCAUAAUAUAAUCAAUGUAUUCCUAUAAUAUUAUAAAUGUAUUACCAUAAUAUUUGACUUUAUUCCCAUACUAUUAUGAAUUUAUUCCUAUGAUAUUAUAAAUUUAUUCCCAAACAUUUUUGACAUUAUUCCCAUAAUAUUAUGAAUUUAUUCCUAUAAUGUGAUAUGUUUACUCCCAUAAUAUUAUGACUUUAUUCCCAUAAUAUUUUGAAUUUAUUCCUAUAAUAUUGUGACUUUAUUCCCAUAAAAUUUUGAAUUCAUUCCUAUAAUAUUAUGACUUUAUUCCCAUAAUAUUUUGAAUUUAUUCCUAAAAUAUUAUGACUUUAUUCCAAUAAUAUUUUGAAUUUAUUCCUAUAAUAUUCUGACUUUAUUCCCAUAA
This is a messenger RNA of Dunckerocampus dactyliophorus (ringed pipefish), 2483 nucleotides long. RefSeq names its product sphingosine-1-phosphate receptor 3a (gene s1pr3a). Gene Ontology annotation, molecular function: sphingosine-1-phosphate receptor activity. Gene Ontology annotation, biological process: G protein-coupled receptor signaling pathway. Bases 291 to 1460 code for a protein of 389 amino acids. The transcript has 2 exons. The record is from RefSeq and is a predicted model, not a curated record. NCBI's taxonomy places the organism in Eukaryota, Metazoa, Chordata, Actinopteri, Syngnathiformes, Syngnathidae. Gene Ontology annotation, cellular component: membrane.